AUGGAGGUUGCGGCGGAGAGAAUCAGAUCCGUCAAGAAACUACUGCCCGAGAGGCCACACCACCUGGCUCUUUCACUUGGCCGCAAAUAUCCAGUUCCUCCAAACUUCUGGGACCACCAGUCCCCGCUACAAUAUUCCACAUUCCUAUCAGACGCCGAUCGCGGCCUCCUCCUGACACGACCAUACUACGACAUAUGCGACGAGCCCGAGGCCCCUGUGCCCACCCGCCAAUCCACCCCCCAGGCUGGAGCCAAGAAGGCCGGAAGCAAGAUGACCCUAGAGGUUUGGAAAAGCAAGAAGGUGGCGACCUCGCCAACGGAAAACGGAGUCUUGGGCAGGGUAGAGGACAAGAAACAGCGGGUUUCUGCACAUGGUCCAGAGAAGGACGUGUCGCGCAGAGAGCAUGACAAGGUCAAACAGGCCGGCACGCAACGCGAUGGCAAGGGCUCCGAUCCCCGGGGUAAUGGCGACGCAGAUAGGCCCAAGAGCUCCAUCUCCAAAGUCACGUCACGAGAUGUGCCGAGCCCGUCGUCCGAGGGCAAGAAGCGGCCGCUGGAGCAGGAUGAUAGCACGAGGCCACUCAAAAAGACAAAGUCGAGCGAGCCCACAUCAUCAGAGGCGCCGCGCAAGGCGCCGCGGCCAGAGGCUCCGAGUGGCAGGGAACGUGCCAUGUCUGCUAGUAAGGAUGGCAGAACAGGAGCGCUUCAGUCGAAUCCGAGCGGCCGCGCCGCUCAGCCAAGCUCGAAGGACCAGCCCCGCGCCGUCUCGCCAAAGACCACUGUCAACGGCACGAAGCCUCAGAGCUCUGCGUCCCGCAACACAUUACCUCCUAAACCAGAUACUUCUGGGAAGCAUCUUGUUCCUCCGAUACUCUCGCCCCUGAAACUAGCGUUUGACGAUGAUCUCGAGACGUGGAGUUCGAAAAAGAAGGUGGCAGAGGGACACAUGAUGGGAAAGUCACAAAACAAACCCUCGAGACCAGAGGGCACAGUGAAGAAGAGGGCCGCCACGCCGGAAUUGCCCCCCAUCCUUUCACCCACGUUGCCCCCUCAGGUCGAGGAAGCGCUGGCUAGAAUACAGAAGACGCAGGUAAAGGAGGAAGCGAAAGACCCGCCUGGCCAGUCUUCCGACGCGGCAGCCGGCGCACGCAAGACCCGACCUCCAGCAGAUAAUUGUGACGCGGAGGCCCGGCCCGCCAAGCUUGUGACGAUAAAGUACAAGAAAACCCUCCGAAAGAGGAUACAGAGCCUCCUCGCACUGCCAUCACGGCCAUGGCCGAAGGAGCGGUCGCUCAGCGCGGACAACACACCGCCGCCUGCGAGCAAACGCCCGCGUGGCACGGAGCCAAUUGCGGAGCCGGUGACGAGCUCGGUCGGUGCGAAACGGCCCAGGGCACCCGAGACGACAGGGAGCAAGGCGCCACACACACCGCCAAAGCCCCCAACUGCCAACAGCCUAGCUGCGCCCGGGGGCUCGCAGACCCAUACGCCAGGGGGCAGGGUUGCGCAGACGCCGGGAACCGGAGACGCGGCGCAGACAGGCCGCGAGGGCACCGCCAAGGAGACACUCAGGAGGCGGUGGGAUGAGUUCUGCAAGAUCGGGAAGAAACUCAAGCACAAGCGCGAUAAAGAAUUCCCGGCGAACGCGGCGGGACAGAACGCGGCUGGGCAGCUGAGAGACUACCGGCGGGCAAUGCUCACUAUCGAGAUGAUACUGGCGUACAUGAUUGCCUUCCGUUCGCUGAACCAGAGGUCAGAGAUAUCGGGGGCGGCGAUGGAUAUGGCAUCGUGGCUCACGCUUGAGCCUCACUUGCGAGAGCUCAAGCAGAUGGCACGGCACUCGGGCUCGCUCCAGGCGCUCGCAUACCAGCUGCACGGAAUCGUGAUAAACGAGCUGAUCAGGGCCUUCGCCUCGGUGGGCCUGCAUGGCGGCGAGCAGCUCAAACUAGGGAAGGACCAGCACAUGGCGGUGUUCCAGGCCAUGAAGAAUAAUCCGAGGAUAUGGACCGAGGCGAAUGACCUGCGGGGCAAGGUGUCGGACAAGAGCUUGCGGACGCCGACGAUGGGGACCUGGACGACGCCUCACAGGGCAGCAUCUGAUGCGCUCCAGGUCCUUGCGCGGUUCGCAGAGCGCGAGCAUGUCAACUGGCGUGCUGAGAUGGUGGUGCCCAACGAGGGGGCCUAA
Diaporthe batatas is the source of this 2184-nucleotide messenger RNA. RefSeq lists its product as uncharacterized. Bases 1 to 2184 code for a protein of 727 amino acids. The transcript is spliced from 2 exons. The record is from RefSeq and is a predicted model, not a curated record. Lineage: Eukaryota; Fungi; Ascomycota; Sordariomycetes; Diaporthales; Diaporthaceae.